Papilio machaon (common yellow swallowtail) is the source of this 3415-nucleotide messenger RNA. RefSeq names its product perilipin-4. The transcript has 33 exons. Lineage: Eukaryota; Metazoa; Arthropoda; Insecta; Lepidoptera; Papilionidae. The record is from RefSeq and is a predicted model, not a curated record. Gene Ontology annotation, cellular component: plasma membrane. The coding region runs from base 234 to 3368 and encodes 1044 amino acids.
AGUGCUUGAGUACAGCGCAAGCGCAAAGUCGUCAAGUGCUGACUGUUUCUCGAACUUUAUACUGUACUGUAUUUCAGUUUAGUGCGUAUUUUAUUCGACGAAGGUUCAGCAAGUCUCUAAGGUCGCGUUAUAGGGUGUAUUGCGUAUUUGCGCGUUGAAUCUCUGAAUCUACUUGGUGGAAAUUAAUUUAUUUCAAAAAAGUUUGUUUUUGUGGUAAAUUUAAAAACUGUAAAAUGUUCAGCGGAAUUGCAGACAAGAACCUCGGCGCUUUCCGAAGCAUCGGUGAGAAAACGGCUUCUCUGUUCGAGCGUAAGAAGAAGGAUGCAGAGCAGAUCGCAGCUGAAAAGGCGCAAGAGGCCGCCCACGUGGUCGAGGAACAAGUCAAGAAGGCAGGAGAAAUGAUUGGCGGGGCGCAACAGAAUGCCAGCCAAGCGGCAGACGCAGCCUCUAACACCAAGAAUGCAGCCAUCGAUGCUCUGGAUAAAGAGUUGUCGAAGGUGUCCCUCGCAGCUGGUGUAGCUGUGGACGCCGCCAACAAGGCAGCGGCUGAUGGAAAGAAAGCCAUCGAGACAACUAAAGACACACUCGCAACAACAGUCGACAACACAAAGAAAGCCGCAGAAUCCGCUUACAGCACAACUAAAGAUACUGUAAGUAGCACGGUUGAAGGUACUAAGACUUUAGCACAAUCUGCAAUUGAUACCAGUAAAAGUUAUGUUGGAAGUGCAAAAGAUACCGUAGCGAAUGUUGCACAAAGCACUGUAGAUACAGCACAAAAAUCCGCUUAUUCAGCGUUUGAAACUGGAAAAUCAUAUGCCACUACUGCAAAAGAUUCUGUAGCAAACACUGUCGGUAGUACAGUAGAUACGACACAAAAAGCUGCACAAUCGGUUCUAGAGACAGGAAAAACGUAUGCAACAAGUGCAAAAGAUACCGUAGCAAAUACAGUGUCUAGUGCCGCGGAUACGACACAGAAAACGGCAAUGUCCGCAUUCGAAACUGGUAAAUUGUAUGCGACAAGUGCAAAAGACAAAGUGUCUACCGCCUUAAGUAGUACCGUGGAUACAGCACAGAAAACAACACAAUCUGGGCUUGAUACUGGGAAAUCUUAUGCUACUAGUGCACAAGAUAAAGUAUCAAACGCAUUGAAUGCUACUGUCGAUACAACGCAAAAAACAGCGCAAUCCGCUCUUGAUACAGGGAAGGCAUAUGCUGCUACUGCUAAAGAUACCGUGGCUGGUUCAGUUAACACUACUGUAGAAGGAACGAAAAGCGCAGUUCAUUCUGCCGUUGAUACAUCUAAAUCUUAUUUAGAUUCUGCUAAAGAAUCAUCUCAAAUAUCUGCACAAAAUACGCUUGACGCUUCAAAGAGCUAUGUUACCUCGAUGUUUGAUGUAGGCAAGGCAUAUUUAGACACCGCUAAAGAUACAGUACAAAAUACAAUACAAAGUACAGUAGACACGACAAAAAAUGCUGCACAAAAUGUAGUUGAAACUGGCAAGACUUGUGUUGAUACCACUAAAGAUACGGUGGCCAGUACAGUAGACACGACCAAAAAAGCUGCCACUGCUGCAGUAGACACGGGUUUUUCUUAUAUCGGAGCUGCGAAAGAUACAGUAGUUAAUACGGUUACCAGCACAGUAGAUGCAACAAAAAAUGUUGCUGCUUCAGCUAUUGAUAAAAGUGUAGGUUUUGUAGGAGCUGCCAAAGAUACAGUAGUUAACACAGUUGGCAGCACAGUAGAUGCAACUAAAAAUUUUGCUGCUUCAGCUGCUGAAAAGAGUGCAGCUAUUGUUGGUGGAGCCAAAGACACCGUACUUGAUACAGUAGAUACAACUAAAAACGUAGCCGCAUCUGCAGUAGAUAAAGGCGUAGGUUUCGUUGGAAGUGCCAAAGACAGUGUAGUUAACACGGUAGCCAGCACAGUAGAUACAACUAAAAACGUAGCCGCAUCUGCAGUAGAUAAAGGCGUAGGUUACGUUGGAAGUGCCAAAGACAGUGUAGUUAACACGGUAGCCAGCACAGUAGAUACAACUAAAAAUGUUGCUGCUUCAGCAGUUGAUAAAGGUGCAGCUAUGGUAGGAACUGCCAAAGAUACAGUAGUUAACACAUUUGGCAGCACAGUAGAUGCCACUAAAAAUAUUGCUGCUUCAGCUGCUGAAAAGAGUGCAGCUAUUGUUGGUGGAGCCAAAGACACCGUACUUGAUACAGUAGAUACAACUAAAAACGUAGCCGCAUCUGCAGUAGAUAAAGGCGUAGGUUUCGUUGGAAGUGCCAAAGACAGUGUAGUUAACACGGUAGCCAGCACAGUAGAUACAACUAAAAACGCAGCCGCAUCUGCAGUAGAUAAAGGCGUAGGUUUCGUUGGAAGUGCCAAAGAUACAGUAGUAAACACCGUUGGUAGCACAGUAGAUGCCACUAAAAAUAUUGCUGCUUCAGCUGCUGAAAAGAGUGCAGCUAUUGUUGGUGGAGCCAAAGACACCGUACUUGAUACAGUAGAUACAACUAAAAACGUAGCCGCAUCUGCAGUAGAUAAAGGCGUAGGUUUCGUUGGAAGUGCCAAAGACAGUGUAGUUAACACGGUAGCCAGCACAGUAGAUACAACUAAAAACGUAGCCGCAUCUGCAGUAGAUAAAGGCGUAGGUUUCGUUGGAAGUGCCAAAGAUACAGUAGUAAACACCGUUGGUAGCACGAUAGAUGCAACUAAAAAUGUAGCUGCAUCUGCAGUAGAUAAAGGUGCAGCAUUUGUUGGUUCUGCUAAAGAUACGGUCUCAAGCUCUGUUAGUAGCACAGUAGACACGACGAAGGACGUAGCUAGUGCUGUUGUAGACAAAGGGUCUUCUUUCUUUGCAGGCGCUAAAGAGUUUGUUCAAACGAAAAUUGGAGCAACAGAAAAAGACGAAGUACCAACAGAAUGUGAUGAUUUAGAUGAAGAUACAGCCGACACCAUCAACACUACUGUAGACACGGCAAAGAAGGCAGGAGAAGAGGCGAAGGCGCAGGCUGUGAAGGCCGCCGAGGAAGCCAAGGAGAAGGCCCGGCUCGCUGCUGAGGCCGCCAAGAAGGAAGCCACGAGAGCCUCCAAUGCGGUAGUGGAAGAAACUAAGAAGGCAGCAGAGAAAGCCGCAACUGACGCCAGUAACGCUGUACACAGUACUGUUGACAACACGCUGAAGCGCGUGGAGGACGCCGCCGACCAGGGCCUCAAGAAUGCCAGUAACGUACUAGACGCCAAGAUCAAGAACGCCGACAAGUACCUCGGCGAGAAGCAAGCUGCGCUGGUAACAAACAUUUCGUCCGCGGCGAAUGAAGGCGAACAAGGAGCCGCUGGCCUGUUCAGCAAGGGAUUGGCAACCUUCUCUAAAUAAACCUCAUAAAUGGAGUAAAAAAAACUUCUUAAAUGUCUAAAAAAAAA